Molecule: messenger RNA, 1767 nt
Organism: Branchiostoma floridae (Florida lancelet)
Lineage: Eukaryota; Metazoa; Chordata; Leptocardii; Amphioxiformes; Branchiostomatidae
Exons: 2
Coding region: 694-1767 (357 amino acids)
Source: RefSeq, a predicted model, not a curated record
AAUAAAAAAUAGGUUUAAGAUGUACAGAUGCACAGUGAAUAAAUACGUAUAUAUUUUAUUAGGUUAGGAUCUGGUGUUUGCGACAAGAGUUUGUGUCUAUGUGGUUCAGUGUUUUAGCUAGCUUUUAUCUUACAACAAGUCGUUCAUUAUCAUGUGAAAAAGUUUUGUAACAGAACGAUAAGCAUUGCUAAAAGCCAACAUGUGAUGGUGAAAUCUUUUGCAUAUCAUGACAUGCGCAGUAAAUAGUUGGCGUUGAUUGGUUGCAAUAUAAACUUCACACGUGAUAGCUACCGCACGUGAUGUUUUACCAAUUAGAAAGCUAAGUAUGGUUACAACACCCAGAAUGCAUCGUGAGGGGGGAGUUUUUUGCAUAUUGUGACAUGCGCAGUAAAUAGUUGGCGUUGAUUGGUUGCCCUAUAGACUUGACACGUGAUAGCUACCGCACGUGAUGUUUUACCAAUUAGAAAGCUAAGUAUAGUUACAACACCCAGAAUGCAUUAGGAGAGGUGUACUUUUUUGCAUAUCGUGACAUGCGCACUGGAAUAGUUAGCGCUGAUUGGUAAAAAACCCACGUGCAAUAACAAUCACGUGGUUGUCUUGUACGGUAUCCAAUCAGCUGUCGAGUCAUGUGUAUAAAAGCCAGGCUUGCUAAGCGCGCUUUUAGUGUACGUUGGUGAUGCAAAAAGGGUUGACAUGGAAACAAAUGACGAUGGUCAGAAGGAAGGGCGUAUCACUGUUUUAUCAAGACGUCAAAGGGAGCUUCAGAAUCAGCAUGGUGCUGGCUCUAGCAGAAAUGAAGAGAUGCAUGACCAAGCAGGAACUUCACGCAAAAGACCAUUAUCACCUGUUACAAAACCACACAGUAAACGUACGGCGUCAGAAUCUGAGCUGAGUUCAGUUGAGGUGUCUGUAGGAGAAGGAAGCAUGGAUAUACCAAGUAGAGAAGAUGAAAGAGAAGACGAUAGACAUAGUGUUGAAGAGCAGAGUCUUGAUGAUGAUGAUGAUGAUAGCGGUGCUGAUCCUGGAUCAUUAUUCAAGAUUAGAGAAAUCCGUCAGAGGCGUGUACAGAAGUUCAACACCAACCAAGUAACCAUGACAGCAAUACCCAACUAUCAAGUAGACCUAUCAGAACAUGACACAAUUAUGCAGUUCUUGAACGGUAUGUUUGAAUCUAUGAUUCAUCAUGUAGAUAAAGAGCUAAAAGAUGAUGACAAAAUGCGACUUGUACUGAACUCAGACAGAUUAGAUCGUCCGGUCAGCACAAAAAUGGUGAACAGGUCAGAAAUGGAACCUGAGCUUCUUUUAGGCGAACUUGAACGUACUUUACAAUCUCACAAAGAUUUUGUAAUUGAUGACUCGUUUUUCGUGGACUUGCUUACGGUACAGUUUCCAGAGAAAGGAAGUGGACGUUGGAGGUUCUUUUGUAAUAUCGAAAAGUUUGUUCAGAACAAACAGUGCAUCAUUCAGAUCAAGAAUAGGGACGACCUCUGCUGCGGUAGAGCACUUGUCGUAGCCAUGAACUACUUGCAGAAAAACGACCCCAAUGUCAGAUGGAACAGCAUACGUCAAGGUUGUAAACUACAGACUGUUUUGGCGCAGGAAUUGUACCAAUCAGCAGAAGUACCACAAGGACCUUGUGGCUUACCAGAAAUUCAGAAAUUCCAGGAACAUCUAACGGAUUACCAGAUCAUUGUUGUGUCGGCCAAGGAAUUGAACGAAGUGGUGUUCAAGGGUCCACACCAUGAACAAAAAUUAAUCCUGUAUUAA